This is a messenger RNA of Schistocerca gregaria, 1634 nucleotides long. RefSeq lists its product as uncharacterized. Gene Ontology annotation, cellular component: protein farnesyltransferase complex. The record is from RefSeq and is a predicted model, not a curated record. Gene Ontology annotation, molecular function: protein farnesyltransferase activity. NCBI's taxonomy places the organism in Eukaryota, Metazoa, Arthropoda, Insecta, Orthoptera, Acrididae. Bases 61 to 1515 code for a protein of 484 amino acids. Gene Ontology annotation, biological process: protein farnesylation. The transcript is spliced from 4 exons.
AGCAUUUUGUGUGUGGCUAGAGUGUGGAGCCGUGUGGAGCCGUGUGGAGCCAGAUAGCAAAUGAGCGCGUUUCCAGAGGGGGACAGCGCUGCCGAGGGGGAGGGACCGGUCACCGAGACGGUCAGGGUGCAGAGCAAAGCGGAGGACGCUAUUUACAGAUUACUGAAGUUUCACGAAAUAGCAGUGGCCGUGUAUGGGGAUAGUCAAAUAUGUCAUUUGAACAGGGAGGCGCACGCUAGGUAUUUGCUUUCGGCCUUAGAGGAUACCAGGAUGCCGCAGAGCUUCUAUUGCAAUAGGAUGUGGGUGCUGUAUUGGGUGCUUCACUCGUUGGAGUUGCUCGACGUGCAGCCGCCGCUGGAGUUGAGAGGCAAGAUUAUAAGUUGGCUUGCCGAGUGUCAGUCUACAAGUGGGGGGUUUGGCGGGGGUCCGGGACAGUUAUCGCACUUGGCGCCUUCCUAUGCUGCGAUAUUGGCUAUUGUGAUUCUUGGCCCCGAUGCGUAUUCGAUAGUGAACAGACCUGCGUUGUACCGCUGGCUGAUGUCCCUGAAGCAGGCAGACGGUUGUUUUUUGAUGCACGACCGAGGCGAGUCUGACGUGCGCGCGCCCUACUGCGCUCUCACGCUGGCGAAUUUGACGAACACGAUGACUGAGGAGCUGAUCAGCGGAAUAGACGAGUUUGUCGUAUCUUGCCAGAGCUACGAGGGGGGAAUUGGCGCUUGUCCUGGCGGAGAGGCGCAUGGAGGAUACACAUUUUGCGGACUGGCGUCUUUGGUGAUCUUGGAGAAGGCCCAUUUGUUGGACUUGGACGGUCUGUUGCAUUGGGCUGCCAUGAAGCAGAUGAGCAUUGAAGGUGGGUUUCAGGGAAGAACCAACAAAUUGGUAGAUGGGUGCUAUUCGUGGUGGCUGGCAGCAUUGUUUGCAAUGUUGGACAGGGUCUACAUAAACAAAGACAGGUAUUGCGAAAAGGGAGAGACGAGGCCAAAAGAGCCCACGGGUAAAAACGAAGAAAAUCAGAAUUACGAGGACGAAAAAAUGGCAUCUUCUUGCCACGGGGAAACGGACGCUCGGGCUGAGCUUUGUGACAACACAAACAACGCUGACUGCGUUGAAAUCUGUGACGGGCCCGCCAGCGCCAGCCGCUCCACCCCCGCAGACUCGAAAUAUCACCCCUUUGAAUCAGCAUGUCGUGGUGACGAGGGUUCCUGGCUUUUCGACCAGAUGAGGCUCCAGCAGUACAUCAUUGUUUGCUGUCAAGACUCAGCUUUGGGUGGCCUAAAGGACCGACCAGACACGAAUCCAGACUACUACCACACUUGCUACGGUCUCUCCGGACUAUCGAUAGCUCAGCACAACGCGCCCUACAGUCCGUUCAGAGAGACUCUGUUUUACAAUAGCGCCAGGAGCCGAGUUCAAGAGAUGAAUUGGAUUUACAACGUGGGACGCGAUAAAGUAAAAAAAAUCAAAGAACAUUUCAAAAAGCUAGUGAAGCCGCUGUACGAGAAGAGCUGCCAGUGAAAUAAAAAAGACGCGGUGCCACAUCCCGUUUAGAAUUGACUCAACAUCACGCGUUAGGGAACGGACGUAGACCAUUUGUUGCCAAAUCCCAUUUUAUUAAAUUUUAUGCUUUUAUAUAC